This is a messenger RNA of Gekko japonicus, 991 nucleotides long. RefSeq names its product dolichyl-phosphate mannosyltransferase polypeptide 1, catalytic subunit (gene DPM1). The record is from RefSeq and is a predicted model, not a curated record. Lineage: Eukaryota; Metazoa; Chordata; Lepidosauria; Squamata; Gekkonidae. Gene Ontology annotation, molecular function: dolichyl-phosphate beta-D-mannosyltransferase activity. Gene Ontology annotation, cellular component: endoplasmic reticulum membrane. Gene Ontology annotation, biological process: protein O-linked glycosylation via mannose; GPI anchor biosynthetic process. The transcript is spliced from 9 exons. The coding region runs from base 67 to 792 and encodes 241 amino acids.
CCCGCUUGGCUGGUUGGCACGCAAGCGCCGUCUCCGCCGUGGCUGGGUCCGAGGGUCGCCGCCAUCAUGGCCGCCUCCCGGGACAAGUACUCGGUGCUGCUGCCCACCUACAACGAGCGCGAGAACCUGCCGCUCAUUGUGUGGCUGCUGGUGCGGAGCUUCCGGGAGAGUGGCAAUGACUUUGAAAUUAUAGUGAUAGAUGAUGGAAGCCCAGAUGGGACACAGGAAAUUGCUGAACAACUGAUAAAGAUUUAUGGAUCAGACAGAAUUCUUUUAAGACCCAGAGCAAAAAAACUGGGAUUGGGGACUGCUUAUAUUCAUGGAAUGAAGCACGCUACAGGAAACUUCAUUAUUAUUAUGGAUGCUGACCUCUCACACCAUCCAAAAUUCAUUCCAGAAUUUAUCAGAAAGCAGAAAGAAGGUAAUUUUGACAUUGUGUCUGGAACUCGGUAUAAAGGAAAUGGUGGUGUUCAUGGAUGGGAUGUAAAACGGAAAUUGAUCAGCCGUGGUGCCAACUUCUUAACUCAGGUUCUUCUGCGGCCGGGUGCAUCCGACUUAACAGGAAGCUUCAGGUUAUACAGAAAAGAGGUUUUACAGAAGCUAAUGGAGAAGUGUGUUUCAAAAGGAUAUGUUUUCCAGAUGGAAAUGAUCGUUCGGGCUAGGCAACUGGAAUACUCUAUUGGAGAGGUUCCUAUAUCAUUUGUGGACCGAGUCUAUGGGGAAUCUAAAUUAGGAGGCAAUGAGAUAGUCUCUUUUCUAAAAGGGCUGUUGACUUUAUUUGCAACUACAUAAGAGAUUCUUCCCUACAUUCAACGUAAUUUGGACUGAAAAGUUAUUUUUGCAUCGUUCUCACCUUGCUAAGCUUUCUUUUGGUUAGAAAAACCAUUCUGAGUUGAAGAAAAACAAGGACCACACAGUCCAGUAAGCAUUAUUUAUUAACUGUGAAAAAAUCAUCACUGUGUACGUUUUGUCUUUCAAUAAAUGAGGCUCA